Messenger RNA from Hemiscyllium ocellatum (epaulette shark), 9963 nucleotides. RefSeq names its product CUB and Sushi multiple domains 2 (gene csmd2). The record is from RefSeq and is a predicted model, not a curated record. The transcript is spliced from 66 exons. Lineage: Eukaryota; Metazoa; Chordata; Chondrichthyes; Orectolobiformes; Hemiscylliidae. The coding region runs from base 11 to 9901 and encodes 3296 amino acids.
GUUGACUGGAAUGAAUCUACCUUCUCCUGUCAUCAGCAGUAAAAACUGGCUGCGGCUUCACUUUACGUCUGAUAGUAAUCACAAGCAAAAAGGCUUUAGCGCUCAUUAUCAAGUUAAAAAGUUGAUUGAACUGAAGUCUCGAGGAGUAAAAUUGCUACCCAGCAAAGAUAAUCAGAAGCCUUCAGUUUUGACUCAAGCAGGAACAGCACAGGGUUAUAAUAUGUGCCCUGACCCAGGAGUUCCUGAAUGGGGGAAAAGAACAGGCGUGGAUUUCAGACUGGGAUCCAGUGUGCAGUUCUCAUGUGAUGAUGGCUAUGAAUUGCAAGGGUCUAAAAGCAUCACCUGUAUGAGAAUGUCUGACUUAUUCGCAGCUUGGAGUGAUCACAGACCAUUCUGCCGAGCUCGAGUAUGCGGUGCCCACCUGAGUGGUCCCACUGGAGUUAUUUCAUCCCCUAAUUUCCCUGUGCAAUAUGAUAGUGAUGCACACUGUGUGUGGGUGAUCACUGCCUCUGAUCCAGACAAGGUGAUUAAGCUGACUUUUGAUGCAUUUGAAUUGGAAAGAGGCUACGACACUUUAACAGUUGGGGAUGGUGGGCAGCCUGGAGAACAGAAAACAGUACUUCAUGUUUUGACAGGGACGAAUAUUCCUGACCUAAUUGUGAGUGUGAGCAAUCAGAUGUGGCUACAGUUCCAGACUGAUGAAACCAACAGUUUGCUGGGUUUCAAAGCUGUAUUUUCAGAAAUAGAACAGGGAACCUGCAGUGAUCCUGGGACACCAGCUUAUGGAAAGCGGGAGGGUACAAGUUUCCUUCAUGGCGACAUUUUGAGAUUUGAAUGCUUGCCUGCUUUUGAACUUGUUGGCCAAAAGACUAUCACCUGCCAGAAGAAUAACCAAUGGUCAGCGAAGAAACCCAGCUGUGUGUUUUCAUGUUUCUUCAAUUUUACAACUCCAUCUGGCAUUCUGCUAUCCCCCAACUACCCAGAGGAUUAUGGCAACCAUAUGCAUUGUGUAUGGCUGAUUAUUGCAAAGCCAGAAAGCAGGAUUCAUCUGGCCUUCAACGAUUUUGAUGUUGAGCCGCAGUUUGACUACGUAUCUGUGAAAGAUGGGUUAAAUCCUGAAUCGCCUGUCUUGGGAACUUUUUCUGGAAACAAAAUCCCUUCUCCUUUGACCAGCAGUGGCCAUGUAUCACGUUUAGAAUUCCUUACAGACCACUCCACAGCUGCUCGAGGAUUUAACAUCACUUUCACAACAUUCCGACACAACGAAUGUCCUGAUCCUGGAGUGCCUGUGAAUGGGAGACGCUUUGGAGAAAGUCUGCAGCUGGGAAGUACUGUAUCCUUUCUGUGUGAGGAAGGAUUUCUGAAGACACAUGGAUCAGAAACAAUCUCCUGUAUCCUCAAAGAUGGAAAUGUGGUCUGGAAUAAUGCUGUGCCAAGAUGUGAAGCACCCUGUGGAGGUCACCUUACUGCUCCAACUGGCAUGAUAUUAUCUCCAGGAUGGCCAGGAUUUUACAAGGAUUCCCUGAACUGUGUGUGGGUGAUUGAAGCUCAACCAGGAUAUCCCAUAAAAAUAACAUUUGACAGGUUUAAAACUGAAGUAAAUUACGACACCUUGGAAGUCCGAGAUGGAAAAUCCUACUCCUCACCACUGUUAGGUCUCUAUCAUGGUACUCAAGUGCCUCAGUUUCUGAUCAGUACCAGCAACUAUCUUUACCUCCUGUUCUCUACUGACAAAAGCCACUCAGAUGUUGGGUUCCAAAUUCGGUUUGAAACUGUGAAACUGCAAUCUGAUUCUUGCUUGGAUCCUGGAAUUCCUGUAAAUGGUCAACGCAAUGGAAAUCUCUUGUAUGUUGGAUCUUCUGUGUCCUUUAGUUGUGAUCCAGGCUACACCCUAAGUGAUGAUGAAGCUCUUGUCUGUGAACCCAAUUACCAAUGGAGCCGUGCUUUGCCUAGCUGUGAAGCUUUGUGUGGAGGUUACAUCCGUGGAUCAAGUGGAACCAUCCUCUCUCCUGGGUUUCCUGAUUUUUACCGAAACUCAUUGAAUUGUACCUGGACUGUGGAAACAUCACAUGGCAAAGGAAUUCAGUUCACCUUUCAUACUUUUCACUUGGAGAGUCCCCAUGACUAUUUGCUGAUCACUGAAAAUGGAAGUUUUGCUCAUCCUUUGAAAAGACUCACAGGAUCUAACCUGCCACCUUCAGUCAGUGCUGGACUCUUUGGGAAUUAUACAACACAGAUCCGAUUCAUCUCAGACUUUUCCAUGUCGUAUGAGGGUUUCAACAUAACCUUCACAGAAUAUGACUUGGAGCCUUGUGAUAAUCCGGGUAUCCCACCAUUCAGCAGCAGAACUGGGCGUCGAUUCGGAGUUGGAGACUCCCUUACAUUUUCAUGUUUUCCGGGGUAUAGACUGGAAGGUGCGUUCCGGAUAACUUGCCUUGGAGGUAGACGGCGUGUGUGGAGUUCGCCUCUUCCAAGGUGUGUUGCUGAAUGCGGGGCAUCUGUAACUGGAAAUGAAGGCAUUCUUCUUUCACCCAAUUACCCAGCUGAUUACAGCAACAACCAUGAAUGCAUCUAUUCCAUUCAAACACAGCCAGGCAAAGGAAUACAUUUGAAAUCAAGAACGUUCAGACUCCAGGAAGGAGAUAUUCUGAAGAUUUUUGAUGGUAAGGACAGCUCCUCUCGGUUACUUGGCACCUUCACUGGAUCACAGAUGCUCAAUAUUGUUUUGAACAGUACGUCAAACAGCAUGUGGCUUGAGUUCAUCACAAAUGCAGAGAACACCAGCAAAGGAUUUGAGCUCCUCUUCUCCAGUUUUGAAUUGAUCAGGUGUGAAGAUCCAGGGACCCCACAGUUCGGUUUUAAGAUCCAGGAUGAGGGACACUUUGCUGGAACCACUGUUGUUUUUGAUUGUAAUCCAGGGUAUACCUUACGUGGGAACUCUGUACUCACCUGCUUAACUGGAGAUCGCAGGGCCUGGGACAAUAUGCUGCCUUCCUGUGUAGCUGAAUGUGGAGGUCACAGCAUCGGAGAAACUUCCGGAAGAAUCUUUUCACCUGGGUACCCAGCACCAUAUGACCACAAUCUUCACUGCACCUGGUCUGUGGAAGCAGAUCCUGGCAGUACAAUCGGCAUCCACUUUCUAGUCUUUCACACGGAGGCUGUUCAUGAUGUUCUGAAGGUUUGGGAUGGGCCGCUGGAGAGUGGCAUUCUGCUGAGGGAGAUGAGUGGCUCCACACUGCCUCCUGAUAUCCAGAGCACGUUUAACUCCAUCACACUGCAAUUUGACACAGACUUCUUCACAAGCAAGCAGGGCUUCGCCAUUCAGUUCACAAUUUCCAGAGCUACUUCGUGCAAUGACCCUGGGGUUCCUCAGAAUGGCACUCGAAGUGGAGACAGCAGAGAGCCACAAGAUUCAAUUGUGUUUCAAUGUGACCCUGGAUAUGCCCUACAAGGAACAGCUACCAUCACGUGUGUCCAGAUUGACAAUAGAUUCUUCUGGCAGCCUGAUCCGCCCACAUGCAUAGCUCCUUGUGGAGGAAACCUGACUGGGCCAACAGGAAUCAUCCUUUCUCCCUUUUACCCUGAGCCUUAUCCUCAUGGCAAGGAAUGUGACUGGAAAGUAACAGUGUCACUCGACUAUGUCAUUUCUCUGACGUUCCUAAGCUUCAGUGUGGAGCCCGGCUAUGAUUUCCUUCAUAUCUAUGACGGACCAGAUUCUCUCAGUUCUCUGAUUGGCAGCUUUCAGGGCUCACAGGUGCCUGACAAAAUCGAGAGCAGCAGCAACAACCUUUUCCUGGCCUUUCGCAGUGACGCCUCAGUCAGCAUGACAGGAUUUGCUCUUCAGUAUACCGAGAACCCCAGAGAAUCUUGCUUUGAUCCUGGAACCAUCAAGAAUGGGACAAGGGUGGGAACACAUCUAAAGCUUGGAUCCACAGUGACAUUUUACUGUGACAGUGGCUAUGAAAUCGUCGGUUAUUCAACUCUGACUUGCAUCAUGGGAACAGAUGGAAAACCUUCCUGGAACAAACCUGUUCCAUCCUGUUCAGCACCAUGUGGAGGUCAAUACUCUGUAUCAGAAGGUGUCAUUUUGUCUCCAAACUACCCAAAGAACUACACUGGUGGACAGACAUGUUUAUAUUCAAUCAUUGUGCCUAAGAACUAUGUGGUAUUUGGCCAGUUUACAUACUUCCAAACAGCACUGAAUGAUGUGGUGGAAGUGCACGAUGGCCCAACCCAACAUUCGCGACUCCUCAGCUCACUCUCUGGCUCCCACACAGGGGAAUCUUUGCCACUGGCCACCUCCAAUCAAGUUUUAAUGAAGUUCAGUGCCAAGAGUCACGCAACAGCCAAAGGCUUUCACUUUGUCUAUCAAGCGGUACCCCGGACAAGUGCCACACAAUGUAGCUCGAUACCUGAGCCAAGGUAUGGCAGAAGAAUAGGAAAUGACUUUGCUGUGGGCGCCAUUAUCCGCUUCGAAUGCAAUCCAGGUUACGCUCUCCAAGGUUCCCAGAACAUAGAAUGCCUAGCUGUACCUGAUGCCUUGGCACAGUGGAAUGACUCUGCACCAACUUGUUCAGUACCUUGUGGAGGAAAUCUCACUGAACGAAAGGGCACGAUUCUUUCACCAGGCUUUCCCGAUCCUUAUCAGAACAGCCUGAACUGUUUAUGGAAAAUCACAGUCCCUGAAGGAGCUGGCAUACAGAUUCAAGUUAUCAGCUUUGCUACUGAGCAUAACUGGGAUUCACUGGAGGUUUUUGAUGGUGGUGAUAUUACAGCAACAAUGCUUGGCAGUUUCUCAGGCACCACAGUCCCUGCUUUGUUGAACAGCAGCUCCAAUCAACUUUAUUUGCAUUUCUAUUCUGACAUCAGUGUGUCUGCAGCUGGGUUCCAUCUGGAAUACAAAACUGUAGGGUUGACCAGUUGCCCAGAACCAUUGGUCCCUGCUAAUAGUGUGAAGACUGGUGAGAGAUAUCUAAUUAAUGAUGUUGUGUCCUUUCGAUGUGAACCAGGUUAUCAAUUGCAGGGGCACUCACAUAUUUCCUGUAUGCCUGGAACAGUCCGCCGAUGGAACUAUCCACCACCACUGUGCAUUGCACAAUGUGGAGGGACUUCCACGGAUACCAGUGAUGUGAUCCUGAGUCCAGGUUUUCCAGGAAAUUAUCCCAGUUACAUGGAUUGCGUUUGGAGAAUUUCGUUAGAGGUUGGAUAUGGAGCAUAUAUUGAAUUUCGGAACUUUUCUACUGAACCUAACCACGAUUUUGUCGAAAUUCGGAAUGGACCACAUGAUACAAGUACAGUGAUCGGCAGAUUCAGUGGAGCUAAGCUGCCACCUUUUCUGAUGUCAACCUCUCAUGAGACAACCAUAUACUUCCACAGUGACCAUUCGGAAAACAAACAAGGCUUUGAGUUUAUGUACCAAGCUUAUGAGUUACACGAAUGUCCUGAUCCUCGACCGUUUGCCAAUGGCAUUGUCACAGAAUCUGGUUACAAUGUUGGACAAUCCAUUUCAUUUGAGUGUUUGCCAGGCUAUGAACUUAUCGGCCACUCUGUUCUAAUCUGUCAACAUGGAAUUGACAGAAACUGGGAUCACCCUCUACCAAGAUGUGAAGUUCCUUGUGGAGGCAACAUCACCACUUACAAUGGCACAAUCUACUCUCCUGGCUAUCCAAAUGAAUAUCCAAACUCUCAGGAUUGCACAUGGCUUGUGACAGUGCCUGUGGGCUAUGGGAUUUACGUCAACUUAACUGUGCUGCAAACUGAACCUGGCAAUGACUUCAUUACUAUAUGGGAUGGAGCUCAGCAAAGUGCACCUCAGCUGGGGGUGUUCAGUGGAAGCUCAACUAAAGAAUCCACAUACAGUUCUUCAAACCAGAUUCUUUGCAAGUUCCGCAGUGAUAUGGCAAAUGGAGGUCUCUUUGUUUUAAACUUUUAUGCGUAUCAGCUGAGGAAAUGUCGCCCUCCUGUCUCUGUGCCAAAUGCUGAAAUAUUCACUGAAGAUGAAGAGUUUGAAAUUGGUGACAUUAUCAAGUACCAGUGCCUCCCUGGAUUUACUCUGAUUGGAAAUGAAAUAUUAACGUGUCGUUUAGGAACACACCUGCAGUUUGAAGGACCUCCUCCAUCAUGUGAAGCACAUUGCCCAAUGAAUGAAAUACACACAGAUUCCUCAGGAGUCAUCUUGAGUCAAGGCUUCCCAGGAAAUUAUCCACAUUUUCAGACCUGUUCAUGGAUUAUUAAGGUGGAUCCAGGCUUCAACAUCACACUUCUAAUUGAUUUCUUCCAGAGUGAAAAACAGUUUGAUGAACUGGAAAUAUUUGAUGGGGCCUCAAGCCAAAACCCACUGCUGAUCUCUCUCAGUGGCAACUACACAUCUCCAAUAACUGUUGUCAGCUCGGGCAAUAAGGUAUACCUCCGCUGGUCAACUGACCAUGCCACCAGCCGGAAAGGCUUUAAGAUCCAUUAUUCAGCCCCUUACUGUAGCCCACCAAGCCCGCCAAGGCAUGGCAUGGUUCACACUCAAACUGGAGGCCUACCCGGCAGCAAGGUGCAAUUCAGCUGUGAUCCAGGUUAUCGGCUGAUUGGACAGGCUGUUGCAACAUGCUCUCGAUCCCCACAAGGCUGGUAUAACUGGAAUACUAUUCCUCCUCUUUGUCAAGCCGUUUCUUGUGGUGUUCCAAAAGCCCCAGAGAAUGGGACAGUCUUUGGGAGAGAGUACACUCUUGGAACAAGGGCCAUAUAUCAGUGUAAUGAAGGAUAUAGGUUGCAAUCUGGUGAACUAUCAACUGCCGUCUGCCAGGAAAAUGGAAAAUGGAGCAACAAUGAUUACCCUCCACUGUGUGUGCCUGUGACAUGUCCUGAUGUUAAUAGUGUCCGUGUAGAGCAUGGGAACUGGAAGCUAUUAUAUGGAAACCCAAAUCAAUAUGGAGCUCAAGUCAUUAUCAUUUGUGAUCCAGGAUAUUACCUGCAAGGACAUAGGGUCAUCAAUUGUCAGGCUAAUGGUACUUGGAGUGGAGGAGAGCCGAAGCCUAGCUGUAAAAUCAUCUCAUGUGGUGAACUGCCAUUUCCUCCAAAUGGCAAUAAAAUUGGAACAUUAACAGUAUAUGGAGCGACUGCCAUCUUUUCCUGCAAUACCGGAUACACAAUGGUAGGAUCCCGGGUACGGGAAUGUCAGGCCAACGGGCUGUGGAGCGGAAUGGAAGUGAAAUGCCUUGCUGGUCACUGUGGGAUACCUAAGCCCAUUGUCAAUGGUCAAAUAAUUGGAGAAAAUUUCAAUUAUCGUGGGACAGUGGUGUACCAGUGCAGCCCAGGUUUUCGCUUGAUUGGAACUUCAGUCCGAAUUUGCCAACAGGACCAUCAGUGGUCAGGCAGAUCACCUGUAUGUGUGCCUAUUACGUGUGGACACCCUGGUAAUCCAGGUAACGGCGUAACACAUGGAACACAGUUUAACCUGAAUGACAUUGUUCGGUUCACCUGUAACCCAGGAUAUACACUUCAUGGGACUGUUAGCUCCCAAUGUCAAUCUAAUGGACAAUGGAGCAACUCACUUCCGACUUGUCAAGUGGUCAAUUGUUCAGAUCCCGCACACAUUGAAAAUGGUAUUCGUCGGGUGCAAAUAAACGUCGCACAAAGAUUCAGUUACGGUAGUACUGUGUCGUAUGAAUGUAAUCCCAGAUACUACCUGUUGGGAUCAGAUGUUUUGACGUGUCAAGGAGAUGGUUCCUGGGAUCGAUCUCUCCCAAAGUGUUUGUUGAUAACAUGUGGUCAUCCCGGAAUUCCACCUGGUGCAGAACUGUACGGUGACCAGUUUACAGUUGGCUCCACUGUGCGGUAUUACUGUGAAAGAAAUCGUCGCUUGGUUGGAAAUGCCACUCGUAUCUGCCAGCUGGAUGGGCAUUGGAGUGGAUCAUUACCACAUUGCUCAGAUAAUAAUCUUGGAUACUGUGGUGACCCAGGACUCCCAGCACAUGGCAUUCGUUUGGGCAAGGAUUUCCGAGCGAAGAACAUACUUCGAUUCACAUGUGAAGCUGGUUAUGUUCUUAAAGGAUCUUCGGAACGUAUCUGCCAAUCAGAUGGAACCUGGACUGGGAUCCAGCCAGAAUGUGAAGCUGUGUCCUGUGGAAAUCCUGGAACACCGCGUAAUGCUAGGAUAGUGUACAGCAACAAACUGGUUUUCUCAAGUUCCAUUACCUACGCAUGUCGGGAAGGCUACUAUUCAACUGGCUUGCUAACUAGACACUGUACUGUGAAUGGAACGUGGACCAGUGUUCCUCCGCAAUGCACAGUGAUAAAUUGUGGUGACCCUGGAUUACCAGCAAAUGGAAUCAGACUGGGCUCUGACUUCACCUAUAACAAGACAGUAGUUUUCCAGUGCAUGCCAGGCUACACAAUGGAUCCUUUGAGAUAUUCUUCUCUCAUCUGCACCAGGGACAGAACUUGGAAUGGAACCAGGCCAACCUGCAGAUCAAUCACAUGCCAAUCUCCUCCGAGAAUCCUCAAUGGAAUUGUAGUGGGAAAAGACUUCAGUUGGGGGGCCAGCAUCAGCUACACAUGUACUGAGGGAUACCAGCUGUCAUUACCUGCUGUACUUACCUGUGAAGGAAAUGGGACUUGGACUGGGGAGAUCCCACAGUGCUUUCCUGUGUUUUGUGGAGACCCAGGAAUCCCAGCACAAGGAAGGCGAGAAGAUCGAGGGUUUACAUACAAAUCUGCUGUUUUCUUCACCUGCAACCCACCACUGAUUCUUGUGGGAUCGCCUAGGAGGUUUUGCCAAUCUGAUGGCACCUGGAGUGGAACACAACCAACCUGUUUGGAUUCAACACAUACCACUUGCGUUGACCCAGGGGUGCCCACUUUUGGAAUACAGAACAAUUCCGAAGGUUACCAGGUUGGAAGUACUGUGGGGUUCAAGUGCCAGAAAGGUUAUCUCCUUCUUGGAUCAACCACACGCACGUGUCUUACCAAUCUUACCUGGAGUGGUACUCCGCCUGAAUGCAUUUCACACCACUGCAGACAGCCUGAGACUCCUCCUCAUGUGAAUGUGGAAUCGAUCGACCUGCCUUCACUGGGAUACACUUUGAUUUACACAUGUCAGCCUGGCUUCUACCUUACUGGAGGGUCGGAGCAUCGAACCUGCAGGCCUGAUGGAAGCUGGACAGGAAAACAGCCUCUCUGUUAUGCAGAUACCAGGCCAAGUGGGAGACCAAUUGGAACAGUCAAGGAAAUUCCAAGUACCAAACUUUCAGUUCCACCUAAUGUCUUUGCUCAGAAUUCCCUCUGGAAAGGCUCUUAUGAGUACCUUGGGAAGAGGCAGCCAGUGAUGUUAACAAUUAAUAGUUUUAAUCUAUCAACCAGUCAAGUUAAGGCAACUCUUCUCGAUCAGAGUGGAGUAGAGCUUAGAUUGAAGGGUUUCUACAAAAAGGAAGAACAUCACCUUCUUCUUGAACUAUAUACAAUCCGUGGUCCUGUUGAAAUGUUUGUGCACAAGUUUAAGAAUGACAACCUGGCCCUCGAUGGCUAUGUUUCAGCAGAGGCUUCAGGCAGCACAUUCGUGUACCAAGGAUUUGUACAAGGCAAAGACUUCGGACAGUUUGGUCUCCAAAGAAUAGAUCUGCACAUGCUGGAAGCUGGCACGGACUCAAUAGGGCACCACUUUAGCACUAGCAGCAGCUCAGUGGCUGUUGCCAUCCUCGUGCCUUUCUUUGCCCUGAUAACGGCAGGAUUUAUAUUGUAUCUCUACAAACACAGGAAAAGGCCAAAAGUACCAUUCAAUGGUUUUGCAGGCCAUGAAAAUACAAAUGGUCGAGCAACUUUUGAAAAUCCCAUGUACGAUCGAAAUGUUCAAUCCUCUGACAUUGUGGCCAAUGAGAUUGAAGUGACAGUGAGCACUGUAUGCACGGCAGUAUAGCACUUACCUUUGAACAAACCAUUGAAUGCUGAAGUCCAGAAUCACUUCAUCAGAUUCUACUU